Lachancea thermotolerans CBS 6340 is the source of this 2247-nucleotide messenger RNA. RefSeq names its product Sqs1p (gene SQS1). The transcript has a single exon. Gene Ontology annotation, molecular function: nucleic acid binding. The record is from RefSeq and is a predicted model, not a curated record. NCBI's taxonomy places the organism in Eukaryota, Fungi, Ascomycota, Saccharomycetes, Saccharomycetales, Saccharomycetaceae. Bases 1 to 2247 code for a protein of 748 amino acids.
AUGGCUAAAAGGCAUAGCCAUUAUAAAGCGAGAGGUACCGGAAGAGGAUCUAGAGGCCGCAACUCUGGUGGUAAGCCAAAAGGCGCGGCCAAAAAGUCUCACAAGCGAGUAAAUAAUGCCAAUCACACACCCGUGGGUGGUGGCGACCUCAGCAAUAUUGAUAUGAUGGACGACUAUUACUUCGGGCACAACUAUAGAGGGGACUCCAUGCGUAUGGGAGGCUUCAGACCAGGAAGGCAGCAAGAGGACGAUACAAGGGAUGGGCAGCGCAAUUUGCCCCUCCGCAAACGACCAGUAGAGUUUAUCAAAGCAAAGGAUGUGUUCGACCCUUCACACGACCUCAUUCUGAGGUUGAGAGAAGCAAAUAAGAAGCGUCAGCAGCAAUGUUCGGAAGAAUCCUUAGGUACUCAACCCUCAGAUAGCUCUGAACUGACAACCAACACCCGCGAUGUCUCUGGUACAGGCUCGAGCAAAAGUGUUGAAGAAGAUAAAACUCCAGGCCAAGGUGCUGAGAAACUGAAAAACGUUGGGGCUACGCGCACUAUAAGCGUUGAAAAACUACCGGAUGAAGAGCUUUACUUUGUGGACGACGAGCCCAGCGCCCCUGUGGAGCCUAUCCCCGUGCACAUUGAGUCCGAACCUACAAGACGUUUUAACGAGCAACAGACAAAGGCUACAGAAUUUGAACCGGUCCUUACGAUCGGCAAGACACUUCUGAAUCUUAAUGAAGACAACGAUGGCACUGUUUCAGUGCAAUUACCAAAAUGGAAAUCGCAUCCUUUCCAACCGAGAGAAAGCGAGGAAAGUGAACUGAGCAGUGAAGAGGCCGUGGAGGUUGAGUGGGAGUCUGAGGAUGAGUCCGAGGAUGUACCGGUCGUUGAACUUGAAAGCGACUUUGACGACAGAUCAGAUUUUGGCUCCGAGUAUGAAGUCGAUGAUGGCGCUGAAUUAGCCUCGAACUCUAACUCUACCCGCUCGCGCCCAUCACCUCUGCUUUCUAAUGAUAUCAAGUCAUUGAGUAUCGAAGACUCUGAUAGGCAAAUACCUGGCGCAGUUCAGAACACUUUGAAGGAACAAACAGAUGCAGGUCCAGAAUUUGGCUUUCUAGAGGAGGAUUUCGCAGUUAAUAUCUCCGAAGUCAAUGUCACAAAUAUAAGAAUUGGUGCAUACGAUAAUUCAUAUUUUUUGAGGAGUUAUCGAUACUUUGGGGAUUACGAACCAAGGUGGGUCGACCAAGAUGAUCUGGUUGAGUUUAUCACAGAGUUAGGUUUGCCCGACCACCGUAUCGACGCCUAUCUCCAGUUCGUCAUGAGCUCUAUCGUACCACAAAAGAACGAAGAAGACGCUUUGGAGGAUAGGAUUGCUAAGGAAGCCGCUUUGAUCGCAAGUGAGAGCGAAUCUGAUAGCUGCAGCGAGCAAAGUUUGGCUGCAGGCUUUUCCAGCGAUGAAGAACUCGGAGAGGACCUUGAUGACCUCGUUGCUUACACUACAAAAUACGAGACAGUUAGGAACCAAACGUUUGAUACCAAGAGUUUAGAAACCACUGGGAGGGGUCUGAAGAAAAAGCUGCUAUUUACGGAGCAGAUGGACUUGGAUCAGGGCAUUCAAGAUGUACUCCAGGAUAAGUUUUCAACGCGGAAGGCCAAGAAGGCCAGCAAAAAACUGGCAAAGCAAGAUUAUAUUUCCGAACAGAAUAGCAACUCGGAAGAUCUCUUCCUCAAGUAUCCUUUCGGGUUCCAUGUUCAAAACUUUAAAGACGAAUUUGAACUGUUUUUGCAGAGAAACAAGCCCUCAAUGGCUUUUCCUCCUCUGGACCCUCAUGGCAACAGAACUCUCAUGAAGUUUGCAGAGGCUUACUUUAUAAAGGGCAAGAAGGCUGGAAAGGGAGGGAAAACACACGUUAUAGUGGAGAAAGUCAAGAAGACCAAGUGGAGUUUCCCAAACUACAAUUACAUUAAUCAACUUAUGGCCCAGCGACCUGUUUUUAUGCGCAUUGAUGUUCGCAAGCCCCGCGAGGACAGGAUACCGUCGGAGAAAUUCUCCGGAAAAGGCAAGUUCCAAGUUAAAGAAGGAGGCAUUGUAGGCGAAGAUGCCCCAGAGAUUGGUACGGACAAUAUAGGAAGAAGAAUGCUAGAAAAGCUUGGCUGGUCUAGGGGGCAAGGUCUUGGGGCGCACGGCAAUGAAGGUAUCAGCGAGCCCAUUUUUGCCAAAAUCAAAAAGAAUAAGUCUGGCUUGCGCCAUGCGUAA